Messenger RNA from Pollicipes pollicipes, 2737 nucleotides. RefSeq names its product putative lysozyme-like protein. Gene Ontology annotation, molecular function: serine-type endopeptidase activity. NCBI's taxonomy places the organism in Eukaryota, Metazoa, Arthropoda, Thecostraca, Pollicipedomorpha, Pollicipedidae. Bases 128 to 2533 code for a protein of 801 amino acids. The record is from RefSeq and is a predicted model, not a curated record. Gene Ontology annotation, biological process: proteolysis. The transcript has 4 exons.
CGCCUGCAUAAAUAGGAGACCGUACAGGCACGCACCGCACAUAGCUACUUGACUGGGAAGACGACACUGGGGCUCCUGAACGGACGUGGAUUUGUUAUUAAAAAGAGUGGGACACGAGCUGCUCGCGAUGCGCCUGCUGGCGAUCGUCCUCUGCCUGGGCCUGGCGGCCUCGCUGCCGACCGUCCCCUACCAGGAGCAGGACAGGACCGACCAGGAGCCCGACAUCGACAUCGGCACCAUGUUCGACCUGCUGGGACUCUCGCCGUGCGACGACGCCCUCUCCGGCGGGUGCGAAGACCCUCUGGCUGCCGACGGCGUCGUCAGCGCCUCCAGCUCUAGCUCCGAGUCUUCCAGCAGCGAGUCGGCGCAGACGUCCCAGACGUCUUACUUCAUCAGCACUGGCGAGGAUGACAUUGUCGAGAUCACUGUGUCGCAGGCCGAUGAGUACGGUCUGGAGUGCUUGCCAGCCGUGGAGCUGACAGAGAGCGCCGAUAUCAUCAUCGAGAACAGCAUCGACGAGUCUGUGGAUGACGCGGAUAAGGAAGCUACUUCGUCCACGGUCUCCGUCGGUGAUGGUGGUUCCUCCUCAUCUACUUCUGGCGGGGCAGGCUCCUCUGCUGCUUCUGCAGGCGGGGCCACCUCCUCCUCAGCUGCUUCUGGGGGAGCUGCGGCUUCUUCUGCUGCGUCCGGUGGAGCAUCCUCUUCUUCUGCCGCCUCUGGCGGUGAUGGGAAGGUUGGUGGUGGUGCCUCCUCCUCGGCCGCCUCUGAAGGGGCUGCAUCUUCUUCUGCUGCUUCCGGUGGUGCCGCCUCUUCUUCUGCUGCAUCUGGAGGUGGUGAAGACGUUGGUGGUGCUGCCUCCUCCUCCGCUGCCUCCGGAGGAGCCGCCUCCUCUUCUGCCGCCUCUGGUGGGGAUGGAAAAGUUGGCGGUGCCGCCUCUUCAUCUGCCGCCUCUGAAGGAGCUGCAUCUUCUUCUGCUGCCUCUGGUGGAGCCUCCUCUUCUUCUGCCGCUUCUGGUGGUGAUGGAAAGGUUGGUGGUGGUGCCUCCUCCUCGGCUGCCUCCGGUGGGGCCGCCUCCUCUUCUGCUGCCUCUGAGGAAGCUGCGUCUUCUUCUGCUGCCUCUGGUGGAGCCGCCUCCUCUUCUGCCGCAUCUGGGGCAGGUGAGGGCGUUGGCGGUGGUGCCUCCUCCUCAGCUGCGUCUGGUGGCGCCGCCUCGUCGUCUGCCGCCUCUGGUGGCGCCGCCUCGUCGUCCGCCGCCUCUGGUGGUGAGGAGGGCAGUGCCGCUUCCUCUGCUGCCUCCGGCGGUGCUGCUUCCUCAUCUGCCGCCGGCGAAGGAGGGGCUGCCUCUUCGGCCGCUGCCGGUGGAUCUGCCGCAUCAUCAGCGACUGGGGGAGGCGCCUCAUCAGCUGUAACCACCGAUGACAGCGAGUCUGACGAAAGUUAUGAAUCGCACGAAGACUUGACGCAAGACUGCGUCUGCGUCCCGUACUACCUCUGCAAGGACGGCGACAUCAUCACCGACGGCGAGGGUCUCAUCGACAUCCGCUUCGGGCCUACCUCAGGCUCCGAAGAAGAGUCCAAGUCCAACUCGCAGUGCGACAACUUCCUCGACGUCUGCUGCACGUCGCCCCUGUCCGAGCCCGACCCAGUCAUCACCGAGGAGUUGAACCAGUACGAGUACGUCCCCUCCUGCGGACACCGCAACCCGCACGGCGUCAGUGUCGUCCUGGAUGGCUUUAAGGAGGGCGAAUCCCAGUUCGGAGAGUUCCCGUGGAUGGCGAUCGUGCUGGAGGACGAGGAGCUCGAGUACGGCGCGGUAAUCCAGCGAUACGUCUGCGGGGCCUCCUUGAUCCACGAGCAGGUCAUCAUGACCGGCGCCCAUUGCGUCAACGGGAAAGACGUUAGCAAGCUGCGGGUACGGCUGGGCGACUGGGACACCAAGCACGAGAAGGAGAUCUUCCCGCACGAGGAACACCGGGUAUCCAAGAUUGCCUCCCACGAGCGCUUCAACCGCCGCGUGCUCUUCAACGACGUGGCGCUGUUGUUCCUCGAGGAGCCGGUGGAGCUGAAGCAGCACAUCGACACGCUCUGUCUGCCCGAGGAAGACGAGGACUUCGACCACGCCUCUUGCGUCGCCACUGGCUUCGGCAAGGACCGCUUCAGCGGCGGCACGUUCCAGAACAUCAUGAAGCAGGUGGACCUGAAGGUGGUGCCGCACAAGGCGUGCCAGACGAAGCUGCGCACCACACGACUGGGCCGCUGGUUCAAGCUGCACGACUCCUUCACGUGCGCCGGCGGCCAAGAGGGGGUCGACACGUGCCGAGGCGACGGCGGGUCGCCGCUGGCCUGCCCCAGCAAGGCGGACCCCAACAAGUACGUCCAGGCCGGCAUUGUGGCCUGGGGUAUCGGCUGCGGUGAAGGCGGUGUGCCCGGCGUUUACGCCAGCGUGCCCAAACUGAUAGGCUGGGUGAAUGACAAGAUAGGGGAGUUCUUUAACCCCCCGCCACCUAGGGCGCUGUACUCGCCACCGGUUUGAGACGGCUCCCCGGUUUUGUUCGACCGCAAGCGACUGAGAGAGAUGGAAAGUCAGAUGCGGCGAGGUCUGCUCGGGUGAAGAUUCCGGUGAUAAUCGAGGGAUGGUGGUGGUUUAAGGCUUGAAAACGGUGUCCUGCUAUCUUUGACAGCUGACUUUGGAAUGGGUGGUAGACUUCGCCGGUGCCAAAUACAAGCAAACAUUUAA